GUCAGUGUGGUGAUAAGUCACGUCCUUUGACGAGAUCUCGCGAAAUCUGACAAGCUGCGCUACUGACACGUUGUCAUUCUUCUUCACAGCUCGCAGUCUUCUGAGCAGCAGUUGACCUCUUUCCAGAAUGAGGCUGAGCGUGAUUGUCCUGAUCGUCUUCUGUGUUGCCUGCAAUGCUACGGAGCUAGAGCAUAAGCUGCAGGAGUUUGUACAAGGACAUGUGUUGGCUGGGCUGCCUCAGCAGGAGAGGGUCCUGUUGGCGCAGCUGGUGGCUACAGCUGAAAAAAAUGAGCUGAAGGAGUUCCUGGACUUGGUGGGGCCAUUACCUCUCUUACAGCUCAUCUCAGAUCUGCCAGUUAGGCACAUCCACAACUUGACUCGUUAUCUCAGCCAGGCCCUGAUCGCAGAGGCGUCAAACAUUCCACCAGCACUGCUUCACUGGAACCCGUUGUUCGGCAUGCUUGGAAUUCACGUCAAUUGACACCGUGCCGUUAUUGACGACGACGUAUACACAACAAUCCUCUCCCCCUUAAAGUAUGUCCAUGUAUGAUUGAUUGUUGUAAACUAAACCCUUACACAAACAGAAAAUGAAAUACAUGUAUGUUCGUAUGGUCACAUAUAGCAAGAUCAGGUAAA
Messenger RNA from Haliotis rubra (blacklip abalone), 636 nucleotides. RefSeq lists its product as uncharacterized. Bases 128 to 481 code for a protein of 117 amino acids. NCBI's taxonomy places the organism in Eukaryota, Metazoa, Mollusca, Gastropoda, Lepetellida, Haliotidae. The transcript has 4 exons. The record is from RefSeq and is a predicted model, not a curated record.